This is a messenger RNA of Sesamum indicum (sesame), 1801 nucleotides long. Its product is annotated as F-box protein At4g00755. NCBI's taxonomy places the organism in Eukaryota, Viridiplantae, Streptophyta, Magnoliopsida, Lamiales, Pedaliaceae. Gene Ontology annotation, molecular function: protein binding. The record is from RefSeq and is a predicted model, not a curated record.
UGUGUGUGUAAUUGCUUACAGCAUUAUUACUCUUUACUUGCUUCAUCUUCUGGGAUUCUCACGUCGUCAUCUCGAAAACAACUGAACAAGAACUACAAAAAAAAAAUUAUCUGCGGGCUGUUGGGGGCGGUUCAGAUUUUUAUUCCAUCUUUGUAAAAGGUUUUGGAGGCUGGGGUAAAUGGUUCUUGGAUGUGAUUUGGGUGACAGGGAUAAAAAUAGUAGAGUAAAAAUGGAUGGUAGCCUGGAUUUCAUACAAUGGGUUGGAGAGGACAUGUCGCUGAAGAUCCUUAUGUGUUUGGAAGACCCUUCUGAUCUUGUUCGCACGGGUGCGGUUUCGAGUUCUUGGCGUCAGUUUGUGAUUACACAUGGGCUAUGUAAGAAACUUUGUUUAAGGAUGUUUCCUGAAGCAUCAAGUUUCACUCGUGUUAUUGAAUGUGACCAUAUGGGUAAAAGUGUGGCAACCGGGACGGAUGAUUCAGCUGAAUGGACCUCUCUGGUGACAGAACACAAAGUGUAUGCACUCUUAAGUAGAGGGCUUACAACUUCUACAAGAGAAAAAAAUUGCAUGUCAGAUUCAAUCUUUGCGUCAAGCACGGAUAAUUAUCCAGAAGAAAGCAUCAAGAAUACCCUGGAACAAAGUGACAGAGUUAACAACAGGGCAACGUACUGGUCAAGCAAGGGUGAAAGUGAUCCUGCCGCUCCUGAGACAUUGAUUUAUAAAUUGUCUUCACAACUAUGUUUGAUCACUGAAGUGCACGUCCAUCCAUUUCAAGCAUAUUUUCAGUUUGGCUUCCCUAUAUACUCAGCCAAGGCUGUAAGAUUUCAGAUGGGCCACCCGAAGGUUCCUUUGGAGAAGUACAGAGACGAAGUGGACAAAUUUCUAGAUGAACAAGAUCUCUCUGAUGACAAGUUUGUGUGGACGUAUCAUUCUCCAGAAUAUCCAAUGGCUCAGGAGAAUCGGUUGCAAAAGUUUAAGCUGCCAGAGCCUGUCCUUUGCAUUGGAGGAAUCCUGAAAGUGGAGCUUUUGGGCAGAGUGCAGACUCAAGAAAUGGAUGGACUCUACUACAUAUGCAUCAACCAUGUUGCCGUUAUUGGUAGACCACUCUCUCCACUGUUUGACGUUAAGAUGAUUGAUGAACGGGGAAAAUGCACGUUAACGUACAACCCUUACACCUUCAGUUUGAAGCGUGUGGAACUAAUAAAAGAAGAAUCAAGUAGUCAAUCACAUUUUCGUAGAUUCAGCGAAAGCAUAAGGACUUGGGAGCAAGUGAUCAUCAGCACACUUCGGGGAGCUGGACCUUUGAUGAUAGACGACAAUGAUUCUGAUCAUGAGUACCUUGAUUAGUUGCAGGCUUAUCAAGUGACAUGAGUUCUUUAGAUCUAUCCACCCUUGAAUACCCUUUCUUUCCAAUUGUACUCUUUUGUGAGGUGUCAUGCUAGCGAGUUGAAUGAAACCGUUUGGUGGCGAAUGUUUCCAGUUGGUAGGGAAUGAUAGUGCGUCCUGGGAGGGCAGGAAUCAUGUCAUUUUCAAAGUUUUGUAGAAAAUAUUUUUCAGAAAAUCUUAGUUUGUUUGAUUCUUGAAUUUUGAUUUUGGAUAUCAGUUUACAGUUUUUUGUUUCCAACUAAGUUGAGAAAUGAUGUCGAGGGGGCCCGCCGUGCAAAUGAAGUAGAGCGUUUUUGCCCCCAUGUCUGUGGCUGAAUUGAUGAUCUCUUCAUGUUUGGAAACAAUUGUUAGUUGAACUGAACAUAGUGAAGAAAGAUCCUCCAAACAUUGGUUUAUGUUGAAUGGGAUUUCAAAAUA